This is a messenger RNA of Zea mays, 1639 nucleotides long. RefSeq lists its product as uncharacterized. The record is from RefSeq and is marked validated. Bases 22 to 1398 code for a protein of 458 amino acids. The transcript has a single exon. Lineage: Eukaryota; Viridiplantae; Streptophyta; Magnoliopsida; Poales; Poaceae.
GACGAAGACAUCCCAGUGGUCAUGGAGCCCGACGAGAUAGUCCCGGUGGUCGAGGAGGGCCCUGCCGUCGUCCCGAUGGACAUUUCCGGCGAGGUGGCAGCCGAGAGCAAUGCGGCGGCCCAGGGAGGUAAGGCCAUCAAGGACCACAUCGAUCUGGAGUCGGCGGAGAACAAGAAGGCUUCGCCCAAAGACCUGAAAGAGAUCGCCGGGAGCUUCUGGGCCGCCUCCGUGUUCAGCAAGAAGUGGCACAAGUGGCGCCGCAAGCAGAAGCUCAAGAAGGAGGCUACCUUGAGCAAGGGCGCGGCAGCGGCAAUGCCCCCUCCGGAGAAGCGCUCUAAAGCGUCGUUCUUUGGCCGGAGCCGCCUCCGUGGGGAGGCAGGCACCGAGCUCGCCGGUGGGCGGCGCUCGUGCGACACCGACCCGCGUUUCUCCCUGGACGCCUCGCGCAUGUCCAUCGAUGACGCCGGCUUCUCGUGGGACGAGCCCCGCGCGUCGUGGGAUGGAUACCUGUUCGGCGCCGGCGCCGGCGCCGGCAUUGGCCUCGGGCGCGCGCCUCCGCCGCUCUCCCGCCUCCCUCCCAUCCUGUCCGUCCUGGAGGACACACCGGCCGACAUCGUCGAGCGCUCCGACGGCCAAAUCCCUGUGGAAGACGACUUCGACCCCGAGCCGCCAGGUGGGUCCUUGCAGACCAGAGACUACUACCUGGACUCCUCCAGCCGCAGGCGGCGGAGCCUGGAACGAUCAAGCUCCGUACGCAGGCCGUCAUUCGAGGUGACGGAUCCAAGGCCUAUGGCGCCCGCGGUAAUAAAUGGGAGGGUGUCCCCAGUUGGCGGUUCAGAGUUCUACCACUUCCACCACGCGGAGGACUUGCUCGACCGCGGCUUCAGCUCCAACUCCCUCAUCGAGGACAUCUCCGCGAGCCUGGAGGCGGCGCUGUCCGGGUCCGGCCCCGCCAAGAAGCCACGGCGGUGGCGCAAGGCGUGGAGCCUCUGGGGGCUCAUCCACCGCCGCGCCGCCGGGCGCAGGGGCGGGGGCCCGUCGGACAUCGCCGACCGCUCCUUCUCCGAGCCGUGGCCGGACCUGCGCGUCCGCGGAGCCAACCCCAAGGUGCAGCGGUGCAACAGCAGCCUGAGCGCGCGCAGCUCGUUCAGCAGCAACAGCGGCGGGCUCGGCAGCUCCAGGCGCAGCAGCAGCUACGUGGACGCCAGCGUGAGGCGGAGGGAGGAGCCGCACGCGCAGCUGGAGCGGAACCGCAGCGCGCGCUACUCGCCCGGGCGCGCCGCCACGGCGGACAACGGCAUGCUGCGUUUCUACCUGACGCCGAUGCGGAGCGGCACUGGGCGGCCACGCGGAGCCGGCCUGCCGACCAAGGCCGGCAGCGUGCUCCGCCUGUACUAGGAGGCGCCAGGUUCUUUUGUCUAAUCUGCAUGUUCCUCGUCUGGGGUUCGUUCUUGUGCCAUAAAUCUUGGUGUAUUGUAAUGUAAUCUGUCGUUCUUGUUCAUUUUGGGGAUUGGACAUCAUCUCGCAUGUCCAGUCCAGUCAAGUCACGAGGGUUUCUUUUCCUUCCGUGAGUUAUUUGUGGUUCCAUCAGCAUAUAUGGUUCGACCUAAAUUUGGAGGGAAACACGUUCUAAUCCUGC